CCACCACCGACCGCACGUCGUCAAGUCAACCCGGGCUCGUUAACUUACCUAGGUAUCGUUGUUGCAAGGCUUGAGUGCAAACCAUUUGACGUGCCACAGUCUGCCUCCCCUGGUCUCUCCGACCAAACCCGCGAAAUGGGUCGCGAAGAGCAGAUAGAGGAACGCGAGGUGCUCGACUCAAUUUUCCCGGAUGAGAUCACAGACAUUUCCGAGACACAGUACCGUAUAACAAUAACGCUCGACAUACCUGAUGACGAAGAAAACGAGCAGCCCGUGAUAGCACUCACGGUGCGAUAUCCGGAGGACUACCCAGACACAGCCCCGUACCUCGAUCUCUCCAAUGAAGACGGCGAGAACAAGCACCCGCUGUUCAACAUCGCAGAAUCAAAGGAAGAGCUUCUGAAGAGCUUGGAGCCAGUGAUAGAAGAGAAUCUCGGUAUGGCGAUGGUGUUCACACUUGUCACGUCACUGAAGGAGGAGGCGGAGCAGAUAGCCAUAAGGGCAAGAGAAGCUGCAGUCAAGGCCCACGAGGAGGCGGUCUUGGAGGCCGAAAGGAAGGAGAAUGAGAAGUUUCAGGGCACGGCAGUGACGAGGGAGUCAUUCCUCAGCUGGAGGGAGGGCUUCCUGAAGGAGAUGGAGGAGAAGAGGCAGAAAGAGGAAGAGGAGAGACUGGCCGAGAUGAAGAAGGCCAAGAUAAAAGAGCCCACCAAGAUGACAGGAAGGCAACUCUGGGAGAGUGGCCUUGCAAAGGGCGAGGAGAUAGAGGAUGGAGAUGAUGAUGCGCCAGCAGAGGAUAUGGCCAAGCUGAAAGUAUCAGCCUCAUGACGGAAAUGACACUUCAGAUGUUGAAGAUGGCCCUCCAAUGUCGCACACACAUAACGAACCCCCAAGGCUGGCGUCGCUUUACGAAUCUUCAGCAAGAACGCAAGAGCAAGGGGUAAUGCUGGAAGGUGGCCAGGACGGAGAGAAAGAGAGAGCAGGGUAGCUGGGCAUUGGGUGCCGAGGCCCUCAGUGUCCCCAUGUCCCUUGGUGUCCUCUUGGUGUCCCCAAGUGCCGUGUCCGGCGGCUGGGGACCGCAUUCACUAGAGGCCAACUCGAGCUUCAUCCAAGCUUAUAGUCCAGCACAACUCCCCAUUGCCACGAGCGAGGUAGCAUAGUCGGGGCAGUUGGCCGAGUGGUAACACCGCUGACAAAAAAAUUAAAGAAACUAUGCAUUCAUCCAUCGACCUCCAUACACAGUGCCAACCGCACCAUGCCCUAGGUUGGAUUACACUGAAAACAAAUAGUCAACUCGAAAGAGGACCGCGCUGUAGCAGCUGGCAGGGCGUACCAACUUUUUUUUGGUCCUGCUUCUCUUGUUGGGCUCUCGCAUUGCGCCAUCCUCACAAUGUGGCGAUGCACUCCUCCCUUUCGCCUCGGGGGUCGACGUUCAAUCCUUGCCUGAACCUAGACUUUUUUAUUUUUUGUUUUGUUGUUGACAAGUCAGUGAAAUCACUAAUACCUCAACUGCAGUGUAAUACAACCAAGUGUUUGUCUCCGUUUCCAACCUCACAGUCUCUCGUAAGACAAACUUAUAAGCUCCCACAAGAC
Messenger RNA from Diaporthe batatas, 1590 nucleotides. RefSeq lists its product as uncharacterized. Gene Ontology annotation, molecular function: protein binding. The transcript has 3 exons. Gene Ontology annotation, biological process: cytoplasmic translation. Bases 136 to 825 code for a protein of 229 amino acids. NCBI's taxonomy places the organism in Eukaryota, Fungi, Ascomycota, Sordariomycetes, Diaporthales, Diaporthaceae. The record is from RefSeq and is a predicted model, not a curated record.